CUGAGUUGUGAAAGACACUUCUUUCCCUAGCAAUGACUGAGGAAUAUGACCCUUCCAAAGACACUAUUCUAAUAAUUAGUAAAGCAAGAGACAGAAAAGUAGUCGAGUUCACAAUUGAAUUAGCAGAGUGGUUGAUCUUUACUCCUCGAUUCGGUAAAGAACACCCUUUUACAGUAUAUGUAGAUGCACACUUGAAUACUCCAAAACUAUUUCAACGCCUCACUCAUCCUGCUUGGCAAACAUAUCUUAAAUUCUGGACACCAAAGUUAUGCUAUAGACAGCCAAACUUAUUUCAUCUGAUUAUUACUCUGGGUGGUGAUGGAACGAUCUUGUUUACUUCAACCCUAUUUCAGUCUCAUGUACCACCCAUCAUGCCCUUUCAUUUGGGUUCCCUUGGCUUUUUGGCACCCUUCUUGUUUACCUCAUACCGUAAAGAACUUGAUAACCUGUUUGAAAAAAGACUUUCAAAGACACGACGAAUGCGGUUGAGCUGUACAGUCUAUAGAUGUAAGUCAUCUUUGGGUACUAGAGAGAGUAAAGAAUUAGCAGAGGCAGAAUGGAUACAGAAUGCAUUAGGACAGGAGAUAUCCAAAAAUACGACAGCAUCAGGUCUAAAGUCUUACUCGGCUGUGCCUGGUCAAACCUUUCAUGUGUUGAAUGAAAUCGUAAUUGAUCGUGGACCGAGCUCAAACAUGUCUUUGCUUGAACUGUUUUCUAACGACAGGCAUUUGACAACAGUACAGGCAGAUGGAUUGUGUAUAGCAACAGCUACUGGAUCCACUGCAUAUUCUCUGUCAGCCAAUGGCUCACUGACGCAUCCUGAUAUGCACUGUACCCUGGUGACUCCUUUAUGUCCUCACACAUUGAGUUUCAGACCGAUGAUCUUACCGAGCACAAUGAUUAUACGAGUUGUUGUUCCCUUUUGUUCAAGACAUACAGCUCAUUGCAGACUUGAUGGUCGAAAUACAAUCGAGCUGAAGCAGGGAGAUCAUGUCAAGAUCACAAUGUCACCUUACCCUGUCUAUACUUAUGCCUCUACUGAUGUCAGCAAUGAUUGGUUUUCUUCUGUUCAAACCUGUUUGCAAUGGAACGUUCGAAAGCGUCAAACAUCGGCUAUUGUGUCCAAUGAUUCAUUGUUAAGCAAAGACGCGUACAGCAGUAAUCGCCUAUCUGAAAAUGAGCAAGAUGGUAUAGCUCCUUGGACAGAGCAAGAGUUGGAGAGAGAUUCAUUUGUACCCGAGACUGAGAAUGUCAGAUCAAGAUUAUAGCUAGUAAUAAAGGUGUAU
Molecule: messenger RNA, 1286 nt
Organism: Rhizopus microsporus ATCC 52813
Lineage: Eukaryota; Fungi; Mucoromycota; Mucoromycetes; Mucorales; Rhizopodaceae
Product: ATP-NAD kinase
Exons: 5
Coding region: 33-1268 (411 amino acids)
Biological process (GO): NADP+ biosynthetic process; NAD+ metabolic process
Molecular function (GO): NAD+ kinase activity
Source: RefSeq, a predicted model, not a curated record